CGGGCAAGGUGAGCAGCCCUGCACCCCUGCACGGGGCUUGGAGAGGGGCACACAUGGGAAAUUGGUCACCAGGGUGGGUGAAGCUUGGUGGGGCACUGCAGGCAGGACGGCAGGCAGGAGGACAGGCAUGACAGGGGCUUGCCCCCGCACUCAAGGCCCCCCCUGAGUAGAGAGCAUGGUCCCAGCCGGGGGGAUGGAAGGAAGAACACCAUCUGGCUGGGGGUGCUGGCAGCAGGGCCUGGGGUGCUGCCUGGCCUGUGAAGAGGGGAGUGCGGGCUGGGCUGGAGCUGGGGAGCUGACUUUGGGGGACCCCCUGAGGGUGUGGGGGUCAGAGCCAGGCCCUCCUCGCUUGCAGCGGGGGAAGCAGGGCAGCUUGCUCAACUCCGCUGGUAAGCCAGUGCAGUAGUUCCUUCUUUCCUCUGCCUUUGGCUUCUCCUGUGCAAGGGGAAUGGCUGCUGGGCUGGGAGGGGGUCCCCACUGCUCAGCAGUUAUGGCAGGGGCUCCUGGCCCCCUGAGCCCAUGCACUGGUGCAGCAUGGCAGGGUCUGCUCAGCUCCAUGGUGCUGCAGCUCUUUCUCACAGGCUGGGGACAUGUGUGAUGAGCUGGCUGGUCUCAGUGAGAAGAAAUGUCGGAGGAACUCACCCUGGUCCCCUUGCACCAGAGGCCGGAGCUGCUGGAGGCCUGUGCCGAGCUGCUGCGCGAGGAGUGGGGCAAGAGCCGGGCGUCACGGCUGCACACGCUCCAGCGCUCCUCGGAUGCUUUCCCUGCCUGCCUGCUGUUGCUGCGGAGCCAGUGCCCCACCGAGGCCCCCAUUGCCCAGGACGGUCCCUGCCAGCUCGUGGGCCACGUCCGGCUCUCCCGUGUGGCUGGUCGUCCCCGUGACCUCUUUGUGGAGAGCGUGGUGGUGGCCCGGGCACUGCGGGGCCAGGGCUAUGGGCGGCAGCUGAUGGAGGCCACAGAGCGGUGGGCACGGGCCCAGGGAUUCAGCUGCCUGCACCUCACCACCCACGAUAAGCAGCACUUCUACGCCCACCUGGGCUUUGUCCUGGGCGAGCCAGUGCAGAGUGUGGCCUUCCUCAGCCCUGCCAUAUCCGCCGGGGUGCUGCAGCUCUUUUCUGCUCCUCCUGGCACUGCCACCACCAUCACCACCAGGCCAAGGGUGCUCUCUGGCCCCCCGCCUCCCCUCCCACCCCCAGCCGCCCCCCCGCCACCCCCUCCACCAACUGUGGUGUGGGCAAGGGGAGUUCUGGCCGAGAGUGUUGGGGAAAACCUCCUGGAGACCCCCCACCGUGACGCCAAAGGGCUGCCCAUCUUCUGGAUGAAGAAGGACAUCUGAGGGGCCAGGGCCCCAAGCUGGUGAUUAAAAGCAAGUGUGGGCAGGAGCUGCCUGCCCUGGU
Columba livia (rock pigeon) is the source of this 1397-nucleotide messenger RNA. It is a transcript of the gene NAA80, whose product is annotated as N-alpha-acetyltransferase 80, NatH catalytic subunit. Gene Ontology annotation, cellular component: cytoplasm. Gene Ontology annotation, molecular function: acetyl-CoA binding; N-acetyltransferase activity. The record is from RefSeq and is a predicted model, not a curated record. The transcript has 2 exons. Lineage: Eukaryota; Metazoa; Chordata; Aves; Columbiformes; Columbidae. Bases 626 to 1336 code for a protein of 236 amino acids. Gene Ontology annotation, biological process: protein acetylation.